Molecule: messenger RNA, 2424 nt
Organism: Selaginella moellendorffii
Lineage: Eukaryota; Viridiplantae; Streptophyta; Lycopodiopsida; Selaginellales; Selaginellaceae
Exons: 14
Coding region: 47-1720 (557 amino acids)
Molecular function (GO): nucleic acid binding; RNA-DNA hybrid ribonuclease activity
Source: RefSeq, a predicted model, not a curated record
UCUCGAGCAUCCAUUUCAUGGCUGGGCGGCUUAAAUCUUAGGGUUUAUGGGCAAGAACAGGUUCUACGCUGUGCGCCAAGGCCGCCAGCCGGGAAUCUACACAUCGUGGAUGGAAUGCCGGAAACAGGUCGAUGGAUUCGCCAUGGCCGAGUACAAGAGCUUCUCUUUGAAAAGCGAGGCCAAGCUUUAUCUUUCAUCUCUCCAGCCCCAGCAAAACUCUAAGAACAAGCUUGUUCAUCUUCUCCAGUAUGAUGGUGCUUCUAAAGGCAAUCCUGGAAAAGCUGGUGCUGGAGCAUUGCUACGUGAUCCGGACGGCUCAGUGCUCCAGGAGCUGAGAAUUGGCCUUGGCACCGCGACGAACAACUUUGCGGAGUAUCAGGGACUCAUUUUGGGAUUGAAAGGAGCGUUGGCGCAAAACGUUACUCGUAUUCGUGUCCAAGGGGACUCCAAUCUCGUUUGCAAGCAGGUAGCUGGCAUAUGGAAAGUAAACAAGGACACUCUCAAGCCAUUACACGCAGAAGCGCAAUCGCUGUCGAAGAAGUUUACUGAGUUCACUAUAGAGCACGUCGUACGGGAACUCAAUAGUGCUGCAGACGAUCUUGCGAAUAAGGCCAUCGAUCUUAAACCGCAAGAGGUUGUGAAAGAUGUAAAAUGUAUAAAGCUACAGAUCUCCGAGCCAUCUCAUCAGAUCACCACUAAGAAAAACAAGAAAGAAGUUACUGAAGAGUCUGUCUAUGUGCUUGCGUACGAUGGAGCUUCUAAAGGAAAUCCUGGGAAAGCUGGUGCUGGAGCGCUGCUGCGCAAUCCGAAGGGCUCAGUCAUUGAAAAACUGUACAUGGGACUAGGCACAGCGACAAACAAUGUUGCAGAGUAUGAGGCUCUCAUACUCGGACUACAGGCAGCACUCGACCGGAACGUGACUAGCAUUCAAGUAUUUGGGGAUUCCAACCUCGUUUGCAAGCAGGUAGCAGGAGAAUGGGCUGUGAGACAUGAAGGCUUGAGAGCAUUGCACGCGCAAGUACAGGCUCUUUCGAUGCAGUUCACCACGUUCAGUAUUCAUCACGUUGACAGGGAAAUGAACACUGAAGCGGACGCACUUGCAAACAAAGGAAUCACUUUGCCAUGCAGGACAAUCGUAACGAGACCAACAAGAAAAUCACCUCCUCACCAGCAACAUCAAGUGGCAGAGUCUUCAACUGAAAUGAGCGCAUUAACUCCUGACACUACAAGUACCGUAGAGGUUGGCAGUGCUGUUGCAAGGAAACUAUCCACAAGAAGGAAGACAACGCAAGGGGAGAAUGCGGAGCCUGUUGGACCUGACGCCUCAGAUAAAGCUGGUGCAAAUGCGAAGAGCCAAUCGAAAAGAAACUCUGCAAAAAACAUCAACAACAAAACCAACGCACAAAACUCCGAGACAAUUCAGAGGAAAGUAAUGGUUGCAACGAGGACGGAAGUUUUAACACAGCAAACAUGCGCUACGAAAAACGUAAUUGACGCUGCUGUUGGGAGGUACGUCACAGUGGACGCAGCGUCAAGAGGCAACUCCCUUAUCCGCGGUAAUCAAGUCCCAAGCAAACCAUUGACUACUAAGGUUUCUUACAAGUCAUACCACAGCUGCUCGACAAUUUUCUCCAGAUUUCCUACGAGGCCCGCGGCCUGCAUUUCUGUUUUCAGGAGCCUCUCUACAAUUGCAGCUGUCGCACUAGUGAGGCGCUUUUGACCUCAUCCGCUUGAAGGUUUGUGCUUAUGCUGUUGUGGAACUGUUUUGAUUCCCGUCGAUCGUGGCCAGACGGCAGCUCUCGGUUUUGUAUGCAUGGCUUGCAGCUCCAGCUUUGUCGUAAGUCGGCUUUGUUUUCGUCACUGUUGGUCUAAUCCAAUCAUGCAGGCCAGUCGUAAGCGUCCAAUUGUUUCCUGUGACCAAGACGAGACCCGAGACCAGCCGCGACAAAAACAUCCGGCAUGCCGCACCACAGGUACGGUUUUGAGGAAAAAGGAAGAAAAAGGGUAACGAGGUCGUGUCGUUGUGGACCCUCUUCAGAUCCAUGAAAUGGACUUGCGAGCUGGACCCUGUUGUGCGUUUCUUUCAAGCAGUUAUUUCGUUGAGUUUUACAGUGCAAGACUUACAGGGACCAGAUGGUGAAACAUCUAAUCACUUGUCUACCUUGAAACCGAAACAUUACGAUUGCUCGGCCACUCAACCAUGCCGCUCGAUGGAUGAGAGCCUGGAACUCCAUUCGAACUUCGUGUUAUGACAUACGAGACAAUGAGCGAAACUUGGAAGAAAAACGAAAACUUAUAUAGUAUUAUCAAAAGACAUUAUCAAAAGACAAGGACGCGAAAAAACGCGAAAUGCCCGAGCAAGGCAUCCGAAAGAGGAAGAGCACGGCAAAGAGGACCACCAAAACCAAAAAGAAAAAGAAAAAG